Molecule: messenger RNA, 2676 nt
Organism: Erythranthe guttata (spotted monkey flower)
Lineage: Eukaryota; Viridiplantae; Streptophyta; Magnoliopsida; Lamiales; Phrymaceae
Source: RefSeq, a predicted model, not a curated record
GAUUAAGAAGGACUUCUUAAGAUAACAACAUAACUUAUAGUGGUCUUUUUUCGUAAUUACACAAACAUAGGGGAGAGUUUUGUAAUUUAUAUCUUACCGUACCCAAGAAGGUACCUUGUGAUUUGCCCUACAUUUAAUAAUGUUUGUUUUCUUCUGUUUGUGAUUCAUUCUCAUUAACAUAAAUUAAAGAUUUUUUUAAUAUAAUAUUGUGGCCUAACUACUUUUAUUCCAGAGAUUUUGUAUAUUAAUAAUAGCGAAAUACAAAACCCCCAAUAUAAAUACCGCCGGCGGCGGUUCCCUUUCUUCAGUGCGAAUCACAGCCCCUCGUCUCCACCGGAGAUGGCCACCACCGCAGCGAUCGUCUCUUCGUCUCCACCGGAGACGGCCGCCACCACCGCAGCGAUCGUCUCUUCGUCUCCACAGGAGACGGCCGACACCACCGCAGCGAUCGUCUCUUCGUCUCCACCGGAGACGGCCGCCUCCGACGCAGCGAAGAUUCCCCUUGCCGGAAAGCGUAAUAUUCUCAUAACUAGUGCGUUACCGUACGUCAACAACGUUCCCCAUCUCGGAAACAUCAUCGGAUGUGUUCUUAGCGCCGACGUUUAUGCGAGGUACUGCAGAAACAGAGGGUAUAACGCACUCUACAUCUGUGGUACAGAUGAAUAUGGUACGGCUACUGAAACCAAGGCAAUCGAGGAAGGAUCUUCUCCUCAAGAAAUUUGUGAUAAAUAUCACGCAAUUCACAAAGAGGUGUAUGAGUGGUUCGAUAUAAGCUUCGACGAGUUUGGGCGGACCUCGAGUCCGCAGCAGACUGAAGUAUGUCAAGCAAUUUUCAAGAAACUAUGGGAGAAUGAUUUUUUUUCAGAAAACACAAUGCAGCAGCUAUACUGUGAUAGAUGUGAAAGAUUCUUGGCCGAUAGGCUUGUGGAGGGUAAUUGUCCAACACCUGGUUGCAAUUACGAUUGUGCGCGUGGAGAUCAGUGUGACAAGUGCGGGAAGCUUUUAAACCCCACAGAAUUACUUGAACCAAAAUGCAAGGUUUGUCGGGAUACUCCAUGCAUACGUGAUACAAACCACCUGUUUAUUGAACUUCCAAAGCUGAAGGAUAAGUUAGAAGAAUAUAUCAGUGCCACGUCAGCGUCUGGAGGGUGGAGUCAUAAUGCUAUUCAAAUAACAAACUCGUGGCUUAGAGAAGGGCUUAAACCGCGGUGUAUCACAAGAGAUUUGAAAUGGGGAGUUCCUGUUCCCCACGAGAAUUUCAAGGACAAGGUGUUUUAUGUGUGGUUCGAUGCGCCUAUCGGAUAUGUCUCGAUUACUGCAUGCUACACGGCAGAAUGGGAAAAGUGGUGGAAGAAUCCUGAAAAUGUGGAGCUGUACCAGUUUAUGGGCAAGGAUAACGUGCCUUUCCAUACAGUGAUGUUCCCAUCCACUCUUAUUGGAACCGGUGAAAGCUGGACUAUGAUGAAAACGAUUAGCGUUACAGAGUACUUGAACUACGAAUCAGGGAAAUUCUCCAAGAGUAAGGGUGUGGGAGUGUUCGGAAAUGAUGUAAAAGACACUAAUAUUCCCGUGGAGGUUUGGAGAUACUAUUUGCUGGCAAAUAGGCCAGAGGGAUCAGACACAAAAUUCGAAUGGGCCGAUUUGCGAGACAAGCUGAAGGGUGAGCUGGUGGGCAAUCUUGGAAACUUCAUCAACCGUGUCUUGAAAUUCAUUGCCAAAGGUCCAGGCGAAGGAUAUGAGUCCGCCAUCCCCGUAGGUCGGUGCGUUGAUUCUCAUCCGCCAACGAAAGACUUCGGAUGUAAAGUCGGUAAACUUGUGCAAGAAUAUGUAGAUGCAAUGGAAAAGGUGAAACUAAGGGAAGCCUUGUCGAAAGCCAUGGAAAUAUCUAGUGCAGGAAACAAAUACUUGGAAGACCCCCCUUACUAUAAGCUUUACAAGACAGACGAACCGACGUGUGCUUUGGCUCUGAAGACAUCAGCUGGAGUCGUUUAUCUGCUCGCUUGCCUCCUCGAGCCCUUUAUGCCGUCUUUCUCGGUCAAGGUACUUACGCAGCUGAAUUGGAAAUGCAUUUCACUUUCUGACGACUUAGUCGAAAGGGCUAAAAGACCUUGGGAGAUCCUACCUACUUCUCAUAAAAUCGGAAUUCCAUCACCAUUGUUCAAAAAAAUGGAAGAUGAGGACGUAAAAUUUUACACGGAUAAAUUUGCCGGUAGUCAAUCAGAUAGGAAGGACAGGAAGCUGAAAGCUGAAGUUGCUGCUACAAAGAAAGGUGGUAAAUCUUCAAAGAAGGAGAAGCUGGAAAAAUCUGCCAAAACAAACACCAAGCAUAUAAACCUCGAAGAUAGAAAGUGACGACGAACUAACAAAAAAAUGUUUAGGGCCGAAAAGGUAAUUAUCCCGGUAGAUAGAUAUAGAUAGAGAUAGUUGGUAUCGUGAUAUAAAAUUCUUAGCACCAUCAGUGAGAGGACACGAGCUAAGGAAAAAUAUUUCCCGACAAUAGUUCGGAUAACAUCCUUAUCAUCAUAGCGCCAAACGUAAGACAGGGCAUGAGAUGAACAUGUAGCUUUCAUCCGUAUACACUCGUAAGAAUUAGCUACGCCCAUUCGUUUUUUCGAUCAAUGAUUAAAUGUCUGAUUGGUUUGUUCCCCAAUGAUUGAAAUCAUUUCCAUUUCCAUU